AUGUCAAUCUCUGAAACUGUGAUUCCUUAUGUUGUUGGAGCGGAUUCUUCAAAAGAUUUAUGGGAGAAUACUGAAUCCAGGUAUGCACGAAGUUCAUCUACACAUUCAAUUCAACUUCGUCUCAAACUUCAAUCUACAAAACUUGGAUCAGGUACUGUCUCUACUUUUCUGAGUGAAAUCAAGAAGAUAACUGAUGAACUAUUUGCUGCUGGUUCAAGAAUUGAUGAUGAUGAAUUAGUUGUCACUAUACUCAAUGGUUUCAGACCAGAUUAUAGUUCUUUAUGUACCUCUAUUUCCAUUCGUAAUCCACCAAUUUCAUCCAAGGAACUUCAUAAUCUACUUCUCAGUGAAGAAAUAGUGGUUACUAAUAAGCAAAAGAACUUGAUUACUGAGGCUAAUUCCAAGGCGUUUGCUGCUACAAGACCUUAUGCUCCAAUGUUUAGAGGUAGUGGUAGAGGAGGAAAUAGUCAUAUAACUAAUGAUGAAACUGAAUUUCUAGAAGCAACAUCUUUUGAAGGAGCAGAUGAGAUUCAAGAAUCAAAUGGGGAAGGUAUGGCAAUUCCUCAUAUUGGUAAUGUGUCUAAAACUACUUAUUCUUACUCUUUUAACCUAAACAAUGUGCUUCUUGUUCCAAAAUCAUCACAGAAUCUAUUGUCAGCACAUAAAUUCCCUAGUGAUAACAACUGCUCUAUCACUUUUGAUUCUGUUGGUUUUGCUGUUAAGGAUCACUCAACUGGGAGGAUCAUUUUACAAGGGCCACAUAAAGGAGGACUAUAUCCAAUCAAAUUUAUAAAGUCUACUCAGAAUAUAGCUUUCUUUAGCAACAAUGCUUCAGCAUCAAUUUGGCAUCAAAGGUUGGCUCAUCCAUCUUUUCAGGUGCUUCAAAAAGUUUGCAGGGAUAUGAACUUAUCAAGUUUAGUCAAAACACCACUCUUUUGUAAUGACUGUCAUCAUGGGAAAAGUCACAAAUUGCCUUUUACUUUGUCAUCACAUGGAGCUCAGUCUCCACUAGAACUACUACAUAUGGACUUGUGGGGUCCCAGUCCUCCAACAUCAGUAGCUCAGUCAGAUAUUUUUCAGUCAUCUGAUACUUCCUCUGCAUUACUACCUACAAGCCAUUCUACUUCUACAACAUUAAUGCCAUCCACUGCAUCUACUUAUACUUCAGCUCACACAGAUAUCUCAGUUCAGCCAACAUCCACAGCUUAG
This is a messenger RNA of Papaver somniferum (opium poppy), 1209 nucleotides long. RefSeq lists its product as uncharacterized. The coding region runs from base 1 to 1209 and encodes 402 amino acids. NCBI's taxonomy places the organism in Eukaryota, Viridiplantae, Streptophyta, Magnoliopsida, Ranunculales, Papaveraceae. The transcript is spliced from 3 exons. The record is from RefSeq and is a predicted model, not a curated record.